Messenger RNA from Plectropomus leopardus (leopard coralgrouper), 1782 nucleotides. It is a transcript of the gene slc14a2, whose product is annotated as solute carrier family 14 member 2. Gene Ontology annotation, biological process: urea transmembrane transport. Lineage: Eukaryota; Metazoa; Chordata; Actinopteri; Perciformes; Serranidae. The record is from RefSeq and is a predicted model, not a curated record. Gene Ontology annotation, cellular component: membrane. Gene Ontology annotation, molecular function: urea transmembrane transporter activity.
CUCCAGAGAAGCUGGCAACUCAUGUAACCGGUGUCUAUUCUGGGACAUAUGCCUGGAUCACACCACACAAAGGAUAUUCAGAGGAAUAUCAGUUGCUCCACUUCAGCUGCCGCCUCCUCUCCUGCCGCUUCCUUCACCGAGCUCCAGCCCCUGAUGGCGCACGCUGAGCUGCCGUCUGAGCACGACAGCUCCCAUGAGGACAAGAAGGAGAAGGACCCUGUGCAGCCCGGGCCCUCAAAACUGAAGAGGGCCAGGGCUCGCUUCCUCAAGGGAGUCUCCUACUUUGCUGGAGACAUGGAGGUGUUUGGAAAAUGGAUGGAAAAACAGUUUUUCUUGCUGCAGUUGCUGGACUGGGUUUUGCGCGGAGCUGCUCAGGUGAUGUUUGUCAACAACCCUCUGAGCGGACUCAUUAUUUUCGCUGGCCUCAUCCUGCAGAACUACUGGUGGGCUCUCAACGGCUUUGUGGGCACACUCUUUGCAACCAUUUCUGCCCUCAUUCUGCAACAGAGCAGGGGGGCAAUAGCUGCAGGGCUGUAUGGUUACAAUGGCAUCCUGGUAGGUCUGCUGAUGGCUGUGUUCUCCAACGCAGGAGACUGGUACUGGUACCUCCUGCUGCCCAACAUCUUCAUGUCCAUGAUGUGCCCAGUUGUGUCCAGUGCCUUGGCAUCUAUUAACAGUCGCUGGGAUCUGCCGGUGUUCACCCUGCCCUUCAACAUUCUGGUGUGUCUCCACAUGGUCGCCACCGGACACUUUAACCACCACUUCCCUCAAGUCCUCAUACAGCCUCGCUCUGAGCUGCCCAACAUCACCUGGGCUGAAAUCGACGUCGCCAAGCUGUUCAUGUCGGUGCCUGUGGGGAUAGGCCAAGUCUACGGCUGUGACAACCCUUGGACAGGAGGAAUCUUUAUCAUCUCACUCUUCAUCUCCUCACCUAUCACCUGCGCUCAUGCUGUGCUGGGAUCUGCCGUGGGCAUGGUUUCAGGCUUGGCUCUGGCAGCACCUUUUGGAGACAUUUACUUUGGCCUCUGGGGAUACAACUGCGUGUUAGCCUGCAUCGCCAUCGGAGGAAUGUUUUACGCUCUCACCUGGCAGGUGCACCUGCUGGCCAUCACAUGUGCUUUUUUCUGUGCAUACCUCGGCUCAGCCAUUGCCAACGUCAUGUCCACAUUUGGUCUGCCAGCCUGCACUUGGCCUUUCUGUCUGUCCGCCCUCACUUUCCUCCUCAUAACCACGGGGACCAACAGGAUCUUCAAGCUGCCGCUGGCCAAAGUCACCUACCCCGAGAAAAACCUGUGCUUCUACUGGAAGCUGAAGAAGCAGGAGAAAAAGGAGAAGGCUGAGAAAGAGAAGAAAGAGAGUGAGGAGAAGCAGAAAGCCAUCGAAGAAGAGGUGAUACUGAAUGAGAAAGAGCAACUGAGGCUAGAGCUUGAAAGGAUGGAAGAAGGGAGAGCAGCACCUGAGGAAUCAGAGGAUGAAAACAGCGAGACACAUGUUGACCAGAUACCUGGAGUAGAACAGCCGGGGGCUGAGGAAGAAGUCAGACACAACCAACUAACCGAAGUCACUCUCGGUGAAAAUGCUUAACACUGCAUUUCUGCAGAAAAAGAGAAAGAGAGGAUAUGUGACGUGUGAAAAUGUAAAUAAAUGUAUCUGUAAAUAUCUGUAUUUUAAAUUUGUAUUUUUGGUGAAAAAACAUGUGCUGGCAUAUUUUUUUGAUUCCAGAUGAUGUUUCACUGGAUAAAUUUGAUGACAUAUAGCAUUUAUUUUCUCUAUAAAACUUUG